Molecule: messenger RNA, 700 nt
Organism: Cornus florida
Lineage: Eukaryota; Viridiplantae; Streptophyta; Magnoliopsida; Cornales; Cornaceae
Product: DNA-directed RNA polymerase V subunit 5C-like
Exons: 4
Coding region: 1-681 (226 amino acids)
Biological process (GO): DNA-templated transcription
Molecular function (GO): DNA binding; DNA-directed RNA polymerase activity
Source: RefSeq, a predicted model, not a curated record
AUGUACUCCACCGGCGGCACCACCAGCGGCUGCGGCGGAAAGCCGCCCUGCAUCACGAGCUUCGUCGACUACGGGAGCGUCGAGAGCCACAGGUACUACCUGGCUCGUCGAACGGUCCUCGAAAUGCUCAGAGACAGAGGCUACGUCGUCUCCGACGCCGAACUCACCAUUUCACUCACUGAGUUCCGUUCUAUCUUCACCGAGAAGCCCGACCUUGAACGCCUCCGCUUCUGCGUCUCACACGGCUCGAAACCCUCCAAAAAGGUUCUGGUUAUCUUUUGUGGAACUGAAGAGAUCAGAAAACAAGAUAUUGUUGGCAUUCUCAGUCAGAUUGCCAACAAAGACAGCUUGCACCGGGUGUUGUUGAUUUUGCAAAACAAAAUGAAUCCCUAUGCUAGGAAAGUAGUGGAUGAGUAUCCAAUCAAAGUUGAGACUUUCAAAAUUACCGACUUGUUGGUCAAUGUCACGAAGCAUGUUUUAGAGCCAAAGUAUGAGAUUCUAACCACUGAGGAGAAGCAAAAGGUGCUAGAGAAAUAUAAAGUGGAAGACAAACAGCUUCCUCGAAUGCUGGAGGAUGAUGCGAUUGCCAGGUACUAUGGACUAGAGAAGGGAAGUGUGGUGAAAGUUACUUCCAAUGGUGCUAUUACUGAUUUACUUGUUACUUACCGCUGCAUAAUGUGAUGCCAUUUUAUGUGGUGAA